ACAGGAGAUAUUGACGCUCUAAGCGGAUAAAUUAAAUCCGGUACACUCAAACGUAUUAAUACUUAACUGGAAUCAAUACCGAAACAUCAUGAGCCGUCUCGGGACACAGAAGAGCGGCUCGCGAUUACUGAAGGGAUGUUCACGGAGCGUGUCGUUAAUUUUGGAACAGCGUACGGAGACUUGGUCUUUUUGGUUUGAAGGUGUCGUUUUUUUCAGUGCUAAAUGCGCUGAUGAGGGUGAGAGCUUCCCGAAAGCCGUGAGACAUGAAAGUAAAGCGACCGGGAAAGUCGCGGACUCGGAGCUGAACUCUCCCGCGUGUGGGGUGAAUGAGAAUCGCCUUGUAAAUGUGGUGAAGCGGAGCGCGCACUUUCGGUUUUUCUCACAAACCUCCACAUCUGCCGAGGUUAUAGAUUCCAGCUUUAGCGGGGGUCAGAGCCCUCUUACCAAGGGCAAAGUUAAAGGGAUUAUUCACCGACAAGGAAAUACAAGGAAGGCGAUGACGAGGAAAGCGAAGUGCGGGAUGUGGGGUUGGAUUUUUGCUCUUGUGUUCUUCUGGAAUACCCACAUGUUGCGCGCUCAAGACAUCGCUCCGUACUUUAAAACCGAGGCAGGGGGUGCACAGACACACCUGGAGGGGAACAGACUCGUGCUCACCUGUCUGGCUGAGGGUAGCUGGCCGCUGGAGUUCAAAUGGAUGAGAAACAGCACAGACAUCACUAAAUACACACCAGAGUACAGGUACACGAUUACAUCGUUAAAGCGUGAGGAUGCAGGUGUAUAUCAGUGCGCGGUGAGGAAUAGGAUGGGAGCGCUGAUCCAGACAAGAGCUGAUGUUCGCGUGGCUUACAUGGAUAACUUUGCUGAACUGGAACAGAGAAAAACGGUCUCUCAGGCAAGGGCCGCUGUCUUGAAUCCUCCCGCUGUGACCAGUUACCCUCGCCCUCAGGUCACAUGGUUCAGAGACGGCUUCAAGAUCAUGCCAAACCAUCGAGUGUAA
Molecule: messenger RNA, 997 nt
Organism: Sinocyclocheilus rhinocerous
Lineage: Eukaryota; Metazoa; Chordata; Actinopteri; Cypriniformes; Cyprinidae
Product: protein sidekick-1-like
Exons: 4
Coding region: 89-997 (302 amino acids)
Biological process (GO): axon guidance; brain development; cell-cell adhesion
Cellular component (GO): axon; plasma membrane
Molecular function (GO): cell-cell adhesion mediator activity
Source: RefSeq, a predicted model, not a curated record